Messenger RNA from Ilex paraguariensis (yerba mate), 1659 nucleotides. Lineage: Eukaryota; Viridiplantae; Streptophyta; Magnoliopsida; Aquifoliales; Aquifoliaceae. The record is from the annotation of a GenBank genome assembly.
AUGUACCUUGAAGAAUCCAAUGAACUGAAAACUGAUGCUGGUGAUCUUAACCUGAGGUGUAUUGACAUUGAACGGUAUGCGCUCCUUCAGUUCAGAGAAGGCCUGAUCGAUCCUUUGGGUCAUCUUGCUUCUUGGGUUGGCAAAGAUUGUUGUAGAUGGAAGGGUGUUCACUGCAGCAACCAAACUGACCAUGUUGUAAAGCUUGACCUCAGAGAUAAAGGUGAUUGUUUCAUGAAAAGAAUUCAAUCUGCAGCGGCUUAUUACAACAACUCAUCAUGUUUGGGUGGAAUUCCAAUCCCAGAUUUCUUCGGUUCAUUUGAGAGAAUGCGUUAUCUCAAUCUCUCAUAUGCACAUUUUUCUGGGAUUGUUCCUCCUCACCUUGGAAAUCUCUCAAAUUUGCAUUAUCUUGAUCUCUUCGCAUAUCCAAAUCCCUAUGAAGUCAUUGGAAGUAGCUGGGUCUCAGACUUAAAUUGGGUCUCUGGACUCACUUCUUUGAAAUACCUGCACCUAGGAGGCCACGACCUUAGUUUGGAAACUAAUUGGCUGCAGACUCUAAGUACGUUUCCUUCCCUUUCUGAAUUGCACUUGUUCGACUGUGCACUGCAAAACAUCCCUCCCUCUCCACCAAAUUUGAAUUUCACUUCCCUUUCGGUCCUUGAUCUAUCUUAUAACCAUUUUAACUCUCUCCCUCAAUGGUUGUUCAAUAUCAGUUCCCUUGCCGAACUUGAACUUUCUUCUUGUUAUAUGAAACCCUCCAUUUCAAAAGCUGCUUGGGAAGAUUUGUGUCAUUUGCAGGUCUUAGAUCUUUCCAACAAUGAAAUCAGUGGCGACAUAAGUGAUUUAAUAGGGGAUCUGUCUCGAUGCAGUAAUCAUAGCAUAGAGAAGUUAAGUUCGUGGCAUAAUCAAUUGAGGGGACAGCUGCCUGAGUCAUUUGGGUUCCUUAAAAAUCUAAGGGACCUUCGUCUGGAUGAAAACUUGAUCACAGGUCCAAUCCCGGAAUCUAUUGGAAAGUUGUCUAAGCUGAACAAUUUAGGCCUCGUCGGGAACCAGUUGAAUGGAACAAUCCCGGAAAGUGUUGGAAAACUCACACAGCUAGCUAAAUUGCGCCUCUAUAAAAAUUAUUGGGGAGGUGUCCUAUCCCAAAAGCAUUUGGAAGGCCUCAAGAAACUGGAAUAUUUUUCCAUAUCAUCUUCAAAUAAAGCGUUUUCUAUCAAUUUGAGUGAUGAAUGGGUUUCUCCUUUUAGUCUAAGAUUCAUUGAAAUCGACAGCUACCCCUUGGGUCCAAAAUUUCCAACAUGGCUUAAAACUCAGAAACAACUUCAUGCUAUUGCCCUCACAAUGUUUCUAUUUCAGGCACCAUACCCCAUUGGCUCAGGAAAUUAUGUCCACAGAUUCAACGUGAUAGUCGACUUCAGUUUCAACCGCUUAAGCGGUCAGGUUCCCCUUUGGCCUAAUGUGGCACGUCUGAAUUUGGCGAAUAAUUUGUUUUCAGGAUCGAUACCCACAAACAUUGGCCAAGUGAUGUGGCGACUAGAAAUUUUAGAUCUUUCUGGAAACUCUUUGAAUGACAGCAUUCCAUUGUCUAUCAGCGAUAUGAAGUACUUACGAAGGCUAGACCUAUCAAACAAUCUUUUGUAUGGAGAAAUCCAUGAAAAAUGA